Pseudogymnoascus destructans is the source of this 1789-nucleotide messenger RNA. It is a transcript of the gene HER2, whose product is annotated as Trimeric GatFAB AmidoTransferase(AdT) complex subunit. Gene Ontology annotation, cellular component: mitochondrion; glutamyl-tRNA(Gln) amidotransferase complex. The coding region runs from base 164 to 1789 and encodes 541 amino acids. Gene Ontology annotation, biological process: glutaminyl-tRNAGln biosynthesis via transamidation; mitochondrial translation. Gene Ontology annotation, molecular function: glutaminyl-tRNA synthase (glutamine-hydrolyzing) activity. NCBI's taxonomy places the organism in Eukaryota, Fungi, Ascomycota, Leotiomycetes, Thelebolales, Thelebolaceae. The record is from RefSeq and is a predicted model, not a curated record. The transcript has 2 exons.
GUUUGUGACUGUUGGACGUCGGGAGCCCGAGGUCCUUAUCGGAUACCCACACCGGUUACAGUGAUCGGCGUUCGGAGAAUUGUUCGGGCGUGGCUUCACGACUGAGUCUUUCGCCCAUGGCUGAAGCUCCAAGUAGGCUGUACCUUCUCGACAACCACCUCGUAUGGGGUCACGGAUAUCCGAAAAGGUUGUGGCGGUGGCCAAAGCUGGAUUGAAGAGAGGGCCCCGCAACUCCCCUUCCAAUGCCUUCAUCCGCCGCGAGAAAUCCUUUCGGAAAUGGAAGCUAUAUCGCCCUACAAUACUCCCCAAUAGAUUCAAGAUACUUGCCGUGAAGGACAAUAUCUCCACAACAUCCUUUGAAACUACCUGCGCCUCCAACUUUCUCAAAGACUAUGAGCCCCCGUUCGAUGCCGAUGUCAUCAAAAGUUUGUACCAGCGGGGCGGCGCCGUGGUCGCCAGCAAAACGAACAUGGACGAAUUCGGCAUGGGGUCUCACUCAGUUAACUCUCACUACGGCGCCGUCACAAACUCUCCGCCAUUCGAGGCGUAUUCUGCCGGCGGCAGCUCCGGCGGUAGCGCACAAGCCGUAGCAAGCGGCUCCGUGCAGGCCGCUCUAGGAACAGACACCGGUGGCUCCGUCCGACUCCCCGCCGCAUACAGCGGCGUUACCGGCCUCAAGCCCUCAUACGGCCGCAUCUCUCGUCACGGCGUAGUCCCUUACGCCCACAGCCUCGACACCGUAGGCCUCUUCUGCAAAAACCCAGAGGAUAUGACCGUAUUCCUGCUGGCCGGGCAGGAUCUACGAUCCCGCGACCCCACAACCCCAAUGGAGCCCGCCAUCAAGCGCAUGUCCGAUGCCAUCCGCCGUGAAGAAGCACGCCUCGGCCGCUGGCCCGUAACAGACACCAAGCCCCUCCGCAUCGGCGUGCCUGCCGAAUACAACAUCGCCGAGCUCUCCCCCGCCGUCCGCCACACCUGGCAACGCACCCUCGACACCCUCCGCUCCCACGGCCACGCCAUCGUCCCCGUCUCCCUACCCUCCACCAAGCAUGCCCUGAGCGCCUACUACAUCAUCGCCGCCGCCGAGGCCUCCUCCAACCUCGCCAAGUUCGACGGCGUCCGCUACGGCUCCCGCGAAGACGCCUCCGACAACCCCACUGGCGUCCUCUACGCGUCCACCCGCGGCGCAGGCUUCGGCGACGAAGUCCGCCGCCGCAUCCUCCUCGGCACUUACUCCCUCAGCGCCUCCGCCAUGGACAACUUCUUCGUGCAAGCCCAGCGCGUCCGCCGCCUCGUCCAGCGCGACUUCGACCGCGUCUUCGCUGUGGCAAAUCCCCUGCACCCAGAAAAGCAAUUCGAUCUCGCCGACAUGCCCGAGAUGACGGAAAUGGACAGCAAGCUCGGCCCCGCGCAGGUCGACGUGCUAGUCGUCCCGACGGCGCCGACGCUGCCGCCGUUAAUAAAAGACGUGAGGUCCCAGGGCUCGCUCGCGGGCUACACCAACGAUGUGUUCACAGUCCCCGCGUCGCUGGCGGGCCUGCCGGCGAUAUCGGUGCCGGUGCCGAUCGCGGAGGAGGCGAGGGAGAAGGGCAACGUGGGGUUCGUGGGCAUGCAGGUUAUUGGGCAAUAUUAUGACGAUUUUCAUGUUAUUAAUGUGGGGUCCAUGGUCGCGGCGGGGGUGGAGUGGCCGUCGAAGCUGGAAAAGCUGGAAGAGAGGUGGGCGAAAAUGAGGGGAAAUGCAGUGAGGAGGUAUGGGUUUAAGAGACCAAUAGGGUUUGGUGACAAGUAG